AGCACUAAAAAAAUAAAGACGGCAGAGAGCCAAAACGGGCCAUUAACCCUGGAGGCCCGUUGGAUUCCUCUGCCCGCAGACAAACGGGGAGGCGAAUGGCAGAGCAAUCCGACCCGAAUCCCUCUCCCGCUGGCUUCUCCUCUCCCGUCAACGGCGGUAGAACGGUGAAGGAAUGCCAAGACAUGAUUCAGAGAAGCCUCCGAACUCCGACGGUGAAAUUUUUGGUGGAGCAUCUGGCCAAAGCUGGGUGCGGAGUCGGGGACCAGUUCAUCAAGGCCGUCCAUUGCGACAAGCAAAUCAGCGGCGGUUACGUUCGCGGCGAAGGGAUAAUUGUAUGCAGUAAUCACAUGAACAUUCAAGAUGAGGUCAACCAGGUAGUUAUCCAUGAGCUGAUUCAUGCGUAUGAUGACUGUCGUGCAGCAAACUUGGACUGGGCUAAUUGCGCUCACCAUGCUUGUAGUGAGAUUCGAGCUGGCCAUCUAAGUGGUGAUUGCCAUUACAAACGGGAAGUAUUGCGGGGUUUCUUGAAAAUACGAGGUCAUGAACAAGUGAGUUUCAUAUUUUUUGAAACUGUAUGUGACUGUGUGAGAAGAAGAGUUAUGAAAUCAGUGACUGCAAAUCCUCACUGCUCAGAAGCGGCUGCAAAGGACGCCAUGGAAGCUGUUUGGGAUGUUUGUUACAAUGAUACAAAGCCAUUUGAUAGAGCUCCUUGAAACAUGGUUUCCAUUGCUCACUGGCCAGUGCUUAACAAUUUUCAACUGAAGUGGUAUAUGAACAGACACUGGUUUCUGAUGUUUUUGGAGUUUGCCCUUCUGCAUCUAAUAGUAGAGUUACAUAUAUUUUAUGUAAUUCAAUUUGAGGUUCAUUUUUUCAGUUUUUAUUUUCAUUUUAUAUCAUUGACAUUUACUGAAUGAAUAAAAAAUCUCACAAUUUUUUU
Messenger RNA from Malania oleifera, 937 nucleotides. RefSeq names its product mitochondrial inner membrane protease ATP23. Gene Ontology annotation, cellular component: extrinsic component of mitochondrial inner membrane. Gene Ontology annotation, biological process: mitochondrial proton-transporting ATP synthase complex assembly; mitochondrial protein processing. Bases 96 to 713 code for a protein of 205 amino acids. The transcript has 5 exons. Lineage: Eukaryota; Viridiplantae; Streptophyta; Magnoliopsida; Santalales; Ximeniaceae. The record is from RefSeq and is a predicted model, not a curated record. Gene Ontology annotation, molecular function: metalloendopeptidase activity.